AUGGCUCAAUGUCCACCACUUUCAGUCGCUGAUCAAUACUCGCAGGUACGCACCAGCAUUCAGCUUGGUGUAAUACUAUCAAUCCUACUGUUUAUCGUCUUUUUCCUCGACAACCGAUACCGAGUCCUCCCGAGUGCCAUUCACAAUCAUCUGCCUGCACACCAUCCCGGGUUCGUCGUCACCGAUGUGACUGUCGUGACCUGCUCAUCAAUCAAUCCUUUCAGUCGAUGCUCAAUUGAUUCUGAGCACUGGCAUCGCAUUAACAAGGAUUUAUACCUUGGCAGUGGUUAUGUCUCUAAAGCCUACUUCCAUGUCGAGAGGAAACGUGAAGACGCCCUAGGGCCACAUGAAGAGGUAGUCUAUGACAUUAAAAUUGGUCGCCUGCAGCCAUCAUCCGUCGACCCUCUCUCAAAGGAUGAAAGGUGGGAGUCCCGCCCUGGUGGAAUCUGGAUUAAAAAAUCCGCAAAGAAAACCGACCCGAGCAAAAUUGUGACUGGAGUCGACGUUCUUUUCGGGGCUGACGCGGUUGAUCCACGCUCGAAUUGGCGGGUCCAAGAUCUGGGUCUUUUUGUUGACGCUCAUGGCGAUACACCUGAGCCGCGGCUCACUGUGAGAAAGGGGCCGGCACUAAAAGUCGAGAAACCUGUACCUCGAAUUCGAAAAGAUGGCAAGUUUAAGAUAAUGCAGGUGGCGGACCUGCAUCUUUCGACGGGCCUGGGCAAGUGCCGCGAUGCUUUGCCAGAGGGUCAAAAAUGCGAAGCCGACCCACGCACCUUGGAGUUCAUCGAGAAAUUGCUUGACAACGAGAAACCAGACUUUGUCGUGCUGACAGGGGACCAAGUGAACGGCGAUACAGCACCAGAUGCGCAGACAGCCAUCUUCAAAUAUUCGGAGAUGUUCGCAAAAUACAAGAUUCCUUACGCCGGGAUCUUCGGCAACCACGACGAUGAGGGCAAUCUCGACCGCGCCGAAUCGAUGGCCAUCAUGGACGGCCUCCCAUAUUCACUUUCUACCGCCGGGCCUGAAGACGUUGAGGGAGUCGGAAACUAUGUCGUUGAAAUUCUUGGCCGUGGUUCAACCUCCCACUCCGCCUUGACAUUAUACAUGCUCGACACGCAUUCUUACUCGCCUGAUGAACGCCAAUACCAUGGCUAUGACUGGCUUAAGCAAUCGCAGAUCGACUGGUUCAAAUCUACUUCACAGUCCCUGAAGCGCAAACACAAAGAAUACACACAUAUUCACAUGGACCUGGCAUUCAUCCAUAUACCGCUGCCUGAGUACCGCAAUCCGGAUCAGCUUCCCUGGGUGGGCAACUGGACCGAACCCCCUACGGCGCCAGCGUACAACUCUAAUUUCAAAGACGCCUUGGUCGAGGAAGGCAUCGUCGCGGUCUCGUGUGGCCACGACCACGUCAACGACUACUGUCUGCCAGCGCUGAACAAAGAGAAGAAGCCUGCCCUGUGGAUGUGCUAUGGCGGCGGAGCGGGCUUCGGCGGAUACGCUGGCUAUUACGGUUAUCACCGCCGCGUCAGGUUCUUUGACUUUGACAUGAAUGAGGGCCGGAUAACGACGUGGAAAAGAAUCGAAUGGGGUGAUACAGAGAGUAGGAUCGACGAACAGAUCGUCGUGGAUGGUGGAAAGGUUGUUGUUGACGUAUAG
Molecule: messenger RNA, 1659 nt
Organism: Capronia epimyces CBS 606.96
Lineage: Eukaryota; Fungi; Ascomycota; Eurotiomycetes; Chaetothyriales; Herpotrichiellaceae
Exons: 1
Coding region: 1-1659 (552 amino acids)
Cellular component (GO): cytoplasm
Molecular function (GO): phosphoprotein phosphatase activity
Source: RefSeq, a predicted model, not a curated record